CGGAUUUUGAAAUGCAAUAAGAUGCCAUAACAGGAGAACUGAUUUGAAGAUAGGAACUCCUUUCUGGUGGAACUAUAACCAGGACAGGGGUCAUCUACAAAGCAUAUCCAGAUUUACAACCAGAAACUCGCAAAUAUUCAGACUUAAUCUUCUGUUCCCAACCUGAACUGCAGCCAAGGAUGACGCCAAUGGAUGCAAUUGACGGGGUGUCGCAACCGUGGAGAGAAUGGAAGGAAAAUCUACAACCAGCGCUUAUGUUCACAUUUGUAUUUUUAAUCUGUUUAGAAGCCUGUAUGUGGGUGAGAAGCCAUGGACAGAGAAAGACUCCACCUGGUCCUUUCAGGUGGCCUUUGGUGGGGAACGUGAUGCAGCUGGGGCAAAUACCACAUCUUACUUUUUGCAAGAUGGCACAGAAAUAUGGGAAUGUCUUUCAGAUCAGGCUUGGUAGUCAAGAUAUUGUAGUGUUGAAUGGAGAUGACACCAUUAGACAAGCUCUUGUGAAGCACAGCGCAGAAUUUGCGGGUAGACCAAACUUUACAUCGUUCCGGUUUGUUUCUGGGGGCAAGAGCAUGGCAUUUGGUGGGUACAGCACUCUGUGGAAGGUUCACAAGAGAAUUGCCCACUCGACUCUACGAGCCUUCUCCACAAUUAAUACAGAAACAACUAAACUUUUUGAACAGCAUGUGGUGGCAGAAGUUGAAGACUUGAUAAGAGUCUUCCUUCACCUGAGCUCCAGUGGUCAAUUCUUUGACCCAUAUCACGAGUGCACAGUGGCCGUUGCCAAUGUGAUCUGUGCCUUGUGUUUUGGGAAACGCUAUAGUCACGAUGACCAGGAGUUCAGAGCCUUAGUGGGGAGGAAUGACAAAUUCGUACAGACCGUGGGUGCUGGAAGUCUUGUAGAUAUAAUGCCGUGGCUUCAAGCGUUCCCGAACCCCGUGCGCAGCCUCUACCGCAGCUUCAAAGACCUCAACGUGGAGUUCUUUGACUUUGUGAAGGAAAAAGUAACUCAACAUCGUCAAACAUACAGUCAGAACAUUACCAGAGAUAUGAGUGACGCAUUUAUUAGUCACAUAGAGUAUGGAGCAGGGGCAGGAGACAGUCUCAGUAAGGACUAUGUGGAAGGGACUGUGUCUGAUUUGAUUGGGGCAGGGCAGGAUACCAACUCCACUGCUCUUUCUUGGAUAAUUCUGCUGCUUGUCAAGUAUCCCCACAUUCAGGUGAAACUGCAGGAGGAAAUUGACCUAGUGGUGGGACAUGACAGACUGCCCACUGUCGAGGACAAGGUUAAAUUGCCCUACGUUCAAGCCUUUAUAUACGAAACUCUGCGCUUCACUAGCUUUGUGCCCGUGACUAUUCCUCACUCCACAACGAGCGAUGUGAUCAUUGAUGGCUUCUACAUUCCAAAGGACACAGUGGUGUUUGUUAACCAGUGGUCAGUUAAUCACGACGAAGCCAAAUGGACAAAUCCAGGGAUCUUUGAUCCAGAGCGAUUUCUGGAUGAGAACGGAGAACUCGAUAGAGACAAAACAUAUGGAGUGAUGAUCUUCUCUUUGGGAAAGAGAAGAUGUAUUGGGGACCAGCUGUCUAUGUUGCAAAUCUUUCUCUUCACUUCCAUCAUGCUCCAUCAGUGUUCAUUUCACUCCCACCCAAGAGAAAAACUAACCAUGGACUAUAUCAAUGGCUUGUCACUGAAGCCACUUCCCUAUAAAAUCUCUGUAACUGCCAGAAAAAGUCCCCCUACGAUAGGAGUCCAAGCUGGAUACAGAACAUGGGACUAGGUUCAAACUGGGUCACUUUAGGUGUCAACCAGCCAGGCUUUCAUAUACAUCACUCAGCAUGUUAAGAGGCACAUUGUAUGGACAAUAAUGUAAAUAAAUCAAAAGAACUAUUUUAA
This is a messenger RNA of Spea bombifrons (plains spadefoot toad), 1894 nucleotides long. Its product is annotated as cytochrome P450 1B1-like. NCBI's taxonomy places the organism in Eukaryota, Metazoa, Chordata, Amphibia, Anura, Pelobatidae. Bases 180 to 1778 code for a protein of 532 amino acids. The transcript has a single exon. Gene Ontology annotation, biological process: progesterone metabolic process; hormone biosynthetic process. The record is from RefSeq and is a predicted model, not a curated record. Gene Ontology annotation, molecular function: heme binding; steroid 17-alpha-monooxygenase activity; iron ion binding.